UUUCACUACUAUAGCAGUUGUAUUUUGUGUUUUGCAGCAGGAGUGAGCCUUUUGUAGCAUUUCCCCUUUUUUAUAUAAAGGGCGCAUUUCUAACAGAAAUUAUCAGUGGGGUCGUUUUGAGGACAAAUACCCCUUUUAAUGUUAAUAUCUAUAAAUGACACAUCUCUGUAAAAUGAAUUAACCUCCAAAUACUACUGCUUCUUGUUAUACUGUGACUUAACACUUUCAUCAUCUGGCACUGUUACAUAGGUAACAGUUUUAUUGUUAGCUGAAAUUGUCUUCAUCACUUGGCACUUGUUUGACAAAUUGCGGCUCGAAUCCAGACGCUGUCUCGUGGCUAGCUUCCAGUCUUCAGUCUUGCAAUGGCAUGUAUGCAGUGCCUGGGCUGCCUGGCAGGCAUCCUGGGCUGGAUCGGGCUUCUUAUCGCAACUUGCACCAAUGACUGGGUUGUCACUUGUGACAUAAUGAGCAGCAACACAGCAACCUGUGCCAAACUGGAGGAACUGGGCUCCAAAGGGCUUUGGGCUGACUGCGUGAACAAGCCUGGGAUCUACCAUUGCAGGGUGCUCACUGAUAUCCUCAACUUGCCCGUUCAUAUCCAGGCUUGCCGUGCAUUAAUGAUCUUUGCCUCAGUUAUGGGGCUGCCUGCCGUUCUAGUGGUCCUGACCACAUUACCAUGUAUAAAACUGGGAAGUGAUAUGGACUCUACAAAGCAUGCAAGGAACAUUGCAGGAGGAGUCCUUGUUCUACUGAUGGCUGUUUGUGCCUUGAUUGCAACCGUAUGGUUUCCCGUUUCUUCAUAUCAUCAGAUGACGAUUGUGAGCUUUGGAUAUUCAUUGUAUUUAGGUUGGAUUGGUGCUCUGCUUUGUCUGUUUGGUGGAUUUGUGAUUAUUUGUUGCUCAGGAAGUUCUGAUGAGCAAACAGAAAAUAGUUUUUACUAUUCAUCUCAAGGAGCUGCUGCCUCUCCAACUCAUGCAAAGAGUGCACAUGUAUGAGGACAAACUUAACUAUAUAUAUAUAUAUAUAUAUAUAUAUAUAUAUAUAUAUAUAUAUAUGUGUGUGUGUGUACCAUCAACUCCCUUUCCAUGUCUUAAAAAGAAUUCUGCACUGCAUAAGACACCAACAAUAUUCAUUCCAUUUUCCACCAUCUAGUGGGUUUCAGCUGAAAUAUAGUAAAUAUUGUAAGCAAAAGUAAUAUAUUUUGAAUCUGUUUUUUAUUUUCAGGCUUUUUAUAUUGCGGACAUAACUAAUGAAUUUAUUGUGUAAUCAAUUUUCACAUUUGAUUUUAUCUGACAUCAUGCAGUAGCUUACAACAUGCAGUGAAUUGGAUUAAUUUGUAUCUUAUUUCUGAUUCUUUGUAUAUUGUUUUUAAUUUACUGGAAACAUGCUUUUUGUUGAAUAUGUAACAGGGCCUACUUUCUUUUGUUUCAUGUAGUCAUAUAUAGAUACAUAGGACAAUGGCAGUGUAAAAAGAUGUUUGGUUGGCCAGAAAUGCUGUAAGAUGAAGUGCCUCAGAGUAUUAAAACUGUAUUUCCUAAA
Protopterus annectens (West African lungfish) is the source of this 1539-nucleotide messenger RNA. It is a transcript of the gene CLDN11, whose product is annotated as claudin 11. Lineage: Eukaryota; Metazoa; Chordata; Ceratodontiformes; Protopteridae. Gene Ontology annotation, molecular function: structural molecule activity. The transcript has 3 exons. The coding region runs from base 363 to 995 and encodes 210 amino acids. The record is from RefSeq and is a predicted model, not a curated record. Gene Ontology annotation, biological process: cell adhesion; bicellular tight junction assembly. Gene Ontology annotation, cellular component: bicellular tight junction; plasma membrane.